Molecule: messenger RNA, 573 nt
Organism: Striga hermonthica
Lineage: Eukaryota; Viridiplantae; Streptophyta; Magnoliopsida; Lamiales; Orobanchaceae
Source: the annotation of a GenBank genome assembly
AUGUUCGGCGUCGUCUUCCCCAACCGCAGCUUCCCUCUGGACAUCUCCACCUUCGCCCAGAUCGACGCCACCCACUGGCUCCUCGACAUGAACCACUUCGUCGGAGAGUCCUACGAAUCCAUCCGCGAGGUCUGCAUCUUCCUCCUCAACGGCUUCAGCCUCCCGCCGGACAAGGCCCUCGCCGUCUACAUCCAGUCCCCCGGAAGCGCCUUCCUCUUCUGCGGCGCCGUCACCGUCUCCCGCCCCUCCGCCGUGCUCUCCCUCCCCUGGCCGGAUCCGGGUGCCGGGGGCGUCCCCCAGCUCACGGCGGCCGACGCGCCGCCCCUCUCCGCCAAGAUCGGCGUGUCGGUGGAGGACCUGGCGUCGCUGCCGUCGCUCGAUGUGGCGGCGGAGAGGAGGAUCGAGCGGAUGGCGCUGAGGGUCGGCGAGAACCUGUUCAACUUCAUGCAGUCGUUCUGCGGGGUGGACGGGUCGAAGCUGGUGGUGCCCACCGAUAUCUUGGACCGGUGGUUCAAGAAGUUUCAGGAGAGGGCCAAGCGUGACCCGGAGUACCUCAAAGGUUUCGCCUUGUAG